CUGGCUGAAGUCGGACGCCUAACCGACUGCGCCACCCAGGCGCCCCUGAUGCCUCUGGAAAGCCUGGAAGCUUCUCUCUGCGCAGCGUGCUCUAAAGGUCUGGUCUUCUGGCUGCCUGUCCACCUUCACUUUUCUCCUAGAACCCCUGUCGUGUGGCCUGGGGGCCCCAGAAGGAACCAGCCCCAGCAGAUGUUAACGGAGGGUGAAGAAACGGAUCCUCCCCACGAGCCCCCAAGAAGAGUUAGGCCUGCUGAUCGCUUGAUUUGGACCAGUGAGAUGGACUUCGGACUUCAGCUCUGCGAGGCUGGGGCUCCACUCCAGAAUAGCGCCUCUGAGAAGGCGGAGCCCCUGCCCUCCAACCCCGGCAUCCGGUCGGAGGGCCCUCUUUCCAGGAGAGGUGGGAUGUCGGCAUUUCUCAACGUGGCCCAGCCACCUGUGGUCGAGGCCAAGUCCCGGGCAAGCGCAGGAGGGAGCGGGGGGCUCCCUUCCUCCUUCUGGCCCCUACUUGUGGGGUGGAGGCUCCACCGUGCCCUGAGAGCUCGGGGGCCCCCACCGCCUUGGCACCUGGGGCAGACGUUCCUGCUGGGGGAGGCAAGCCCAGAAGACCAGAGGCUGCUGCCCGCUGCCCGGGCCCACCAAGCACUCCGCUCCCAAGACAGGGUGUCACUCCGAGGGAAGCACACCAUGCUCCCCAGCGCCCAACAGAAACUAGGCUCAUGGUUGCCUAGGGCAGGGCUGGGGGGCGGGGGCGGCGUGAGGGGUACCAGGGCUGACGGCUAAAGGGUGCCGCAGGCUUCUUUCUGGCGGUGCAUGGCAUUUGGGAAAGAGGCAUUUUGCACUUACCUUGCGGGAGACCACAUUUGCUUCCCACCAAAAUGGACAUAACACACAGAAGACGCCUUAAAAGCCGGGACACAACCUUGCCAUCUCCUGGGACCCUUCGGGAAGGGGAGCAAAGCUCUCCCCUUCCCACCCACCCCCGGGAGCGGCCCCGCUUGGGACCGACACCCCAAGAGCUUUUCCCAAGACAUUUUGAUCCCGGGUUCAACCAGCCGAAACAAAACGUUGGGAGUGAAAUAAAUGCCUUCCACUUAGAUGCUCAGUUCGUUAUCUGGCCCCUGAGUAAAGCUUCAUUGUUUUCAGCUGACUCUGGGGUCCCUGCAGCUGGGCUCUGUCCAGCACACUGUUUAUAUUUUGCACCCGCUUUAAAGCCGCAGCGUAUCUUUUCUAAGGCUCUGUUUUAAACUGGAUGCAUGAAAAAGAGAGCAAUGGAUUUUUUUAUUUGCUGAGAUGAAAACCUGCCUGUCAGUCGUU
Messenger RNA from Felis catus (domestic cat), 1314 nucleotides. RefSeq lists its product as uncharacterized. NCBI's taxonomy places the organism in Eukaryota, Metazoa, Chordata, Mammalia, Carnivora, Felidae. The transcript is spliced from 3 exons. The record is from RefSeq and is a predicted model, not a curated record. Bases 49 to 780 code for a protein of 243 amino acids.